AUGGAAGAGACGAGGAACCCGGCGGCGCAGUCCGGCUCUGCCGGCCUGGCGACCCUCUCUGCCGGCCUGGCGAGGUGUCUGGCCAAGGAGAACGUGGGCAGCAACCUGGUGUUCUCGCCGCUGUCCAUCUACGCCGCGCUCGCGCUACUAGCUGUUGGCGCCCGGGGCGACACCAAGGACGAGAUCCUCCGCAUCCUCGGUGCGUCGUCGCGCCGCCAGCUCAGGAAGUUCGUCUCAGGCGUAGCGCAGGACGCGCUCACGGAUCAGUCCGGCUCCGGCGGUCCACGCGUCGCGUUCGCAUGCGGCGUCUGGAGCGACCUCACGUGCCCGCUGAAGGCCGCCUACCGGAGCACCGUCGUGGACAAGUUCAAGGCCGAGGCGAGCACCGUCGACUUCAUCCACAACAAGGAGGCGGCACGGGGCCAAAUCAAUGCUUGGGUUGCCAAUGCCACGAGCAAUCUGAUCGAUUCUAUCUUUGGUCCGGGAUCAAUAACACGACUCACCCGCGUCGUUCUCGGCAAUGCCAUAUACUUCAAGGGCAAGUGGGAUGAGCCCUUCAACAAGAAGUGCACCACGAACAGGCAUUUCUAUCUGCUGGACGGCGGCGAUGUCGACGUGCCCUUCAUGGAGAGCGGCUCGUCCCAAUUCAUCGCCGUGUACGACGGGUUUAAGGUGCUCAAACUACGUUACAAGAUGGCACAAGCGCCAGGUAAUUGUCACAAGCAUACACAGUUCUCUAUGUGCAUCUUCCUCCCAGAUGCCCACGAUGGCCUACCGGACCUGAUUAACACGAUAGCAAACCAGCAUGGCUUCCUGCACGAGCACCUGCCAAAGAAGAAGGUUGAAGUCAAGAAUUUCCGGUUGCCUAGGUUUAAGUUGUCCUUUGAAAGCAGUGUCGUAACAAUCCUGAAGAAAUUGGGGCUUGAACUGCCAUUUGGUGCUGAGGCCGAUCUGUCUCGCAUGGUAGAGCGCAAUGAAUCCGGAUUGCCAUUGGUCGUCGGUGAUGUGAUCCACAAGGCGGUCAUCGAGGUGAAUGAGGAAGGCACCAAAGCUGCGGCCGUCACCAUGGUGAAUAUUGUACUUUUUUCAGCGAUACGGCGGCCGCCACCUCAUAGAGUGGAUUUUGUAGCUGAUCAUCCGUUUGCAUACUUCAUAGUGGAGGAGGCGACCGGCGCAGUUGUCUUCGCGGGGCAUGUCCUAGACCCGUCCAGAGAGGACUAG
Molecule: messenger RNA, 1221 nt
Organism: Lolium rigidum
Lineage: Eukaryota; Viridiplantae; Streptophyta; Magnoliopsida; Poales; Poaceae
Product: putative serpin-Z8
Exons: 2
Coding region: 1-1221 (406 amino acids)
Molecular function (GO): serine-type endopeptidase inhibitor activity
Source: RefSeq, a predicted model, not a curated record